Lottia gigantea (owl limpet) is the source of this 1020-nucleotide messenger RNA. RefSeq lists its product as hypothetical. The transcript has 8 exons. Gene Ontology annotation, molecular function: NAD+ binding; UDP-glucuronate decarboxylase activity. Gene Ontology annotation, biological process: D-xylose metabolic process. Lineage: Eukaryota; Metazoa; Mollusca; Gastropoda; Lottiidae. Gene Ontology annotation, cellular component: cytoplasm. The record is from RefSeq and is a predicted model, not a curated record. Bases 1 to 1020 code for a protein of 339 amino acids.
AUGUAUCAUGAUGUAAAAUUUUUAACCUAUAAAGACCGGAAAAGAAUUUUGAUCACUGGGGGAGCCGGGUUUGUAGGAUCCCACCUGGUGGACAGACUAAUGUUAGCUGGUCACGAGGUCACGGUGGCUGAUAAUUUUUUCACCGGAAGAAAACGGAACGUGGAACAUUGGAUUGGUCACGAAAAUUUUGAACUAUUACAUCACGAUAUUGUGAAUCCUUUAUAUAUAGAAGUCGACCAGAUCUACCAUUUAGCCUCUCCGGCUUCACCUCCUAAUUAUAUGUACAAUCCAAUCAAAACCAUUAAAACUAACACCAUCGGUACCAUUAAUAUGUUAGGACUAGCUAAGAGAGUUAGAGGUAGAAUGUUGUUGGCCUCGACAUCUGAAGUAUACGGAGAUCCUGAAGUUCACCCACAAGUAGAAGAAUAUUGGGGUCAUGUGAACCCUAUUGGACCCAGAGCGUGUUACGACGAGGGGAAAAGGGUAGCUGAAACAAUGUGUUAUGCUUACAAAAAGCAGGAAAAAGUUGAUGUGCGUGUCGCCAGAAUUUUCAACACAUUUGGUCCCAGAAUGCACAUGAACGAUGGACGUGUAGUUAGUAAUUUUAUUUUACAAGCCUUACAGAAUGAAUCCAUUACAGUGUAUGGAGAUGGUACUCAGACCAGGUCGUUUCAGUAUGUCAGUGAUCUAGUAGAUGGUCUUAUUAAACUAAUGAACAGUAAUUAUUCUGAACCAGUGAACCUGGGCAACCCUGAAGAACAUACCAUCAUGGAUUUUGCCAGGAUCAUUAAAGAUUUAGUAGGUGGCAGUAGUAGGGUAGAGAAGAGAAAAGCGAUGCAAGAUGACCCGAGAAGACGGCGUCCAGAUAUAACACGAGCUAAAAAAUAUUUAGAUUGGGAACCAAAGGUUUCCCUAAUGAUAGGCAUCAACCGAACUAUUAGUUAUUUUAAAAAUGAAUUGAGUCGAUCGCAUCAUAGUGAACGUAAUUUUCACGCCCCUGAGCUAGGUCUAGAUUAUUAG